UUAACGUAACUAAGUUUUCAGAUUCCACAUGGCCACUAACCUUUAAGAAACAACCACUUGCUGAAUUUUGGUGUAGUAUCAAAGAAGAAUACCCACAUUUCUCUGAAAAAGCCAUUGAAAUACUCCUCCUUUUCUAUUUAUACAUGUGUAAGAGGCAUAUUUUAUUCACAUACCAAUUAAAAUAACAUAUUGCAACAGAUUCAGUGCAGAAAUAGGUAUGAAAAUCCAGCUGUUUUAAGUUAAACCAGACAUUAAAAGAAUUUGUAAAAAUGUAAAACAUUGACACUCUUGUCAUUAAUUAUUUUGUCUUGGAAAGUAGUCUUCAUAAAAUGUUAUUUAUGUUAGCAUGUAAUGGCAUUAUUGUUAUUUUUAAGUGAGUUACUAAAUAUUUUAAACAUUUCUCAGUUUUAAUUUCUAACGUGGUAAAUAUCAGUACAUAUAACCAACAGUGGGCUGAGCUGGCUUGUGAGAGCCGAUUGUGUACAUCUUUUUCCAGCUUUGUGUUCAGUGUCACCCAUUGGUAGCUUGAAAUCUGCCAUAGUAGGAGUAUUGAAAUUACAGAAAUCUGCAAAAGUUACCCAUAGCAUUCUCCCUUCCCAGGAGCUGCUUGUGCGUUUACAGCAUCCUGCUGGAUAUAAAUCACAUAAACAAAAGUUAUUUGAGGUCAUCAGUAAUUUUUAAGAGUGGAAAGGUGUCCUGAGACUAAAAAGUUUGAGAAUUGGUCAUUUGGCAAAGGAGUACCCUUUGGCAGUUGGUUCACAAAGAGAUGGAUCCUUUUUUAUAAUUCAUGCAGGGAACAUUUGUAGAGUAAAUCUAGUGGUUUUUAAACUUCUGGUUGUUAAAUCUGCUGGCUCCAUUGUGGAAUGCCCUUUUUCUUUCCCCUGAAAUCUAAAGUAGGCAAUAAAACUCCAGGAGCAGGUGGGCUGAAUUUGCCCCGUGGGCUACAUGUUGGGUGUCUCCGGCCCGGUUUCUCGCUUUUCUGUCCAGCUAUUACCCAGGCCACAGCAAGGCCCAGCUCAGUCGGCAGCUUCUACACAAGGCCUCCACUUGUUGUUCAGCCCCAUACUGGUCUUUCGGUUCUGUGCUCCUGUGGUUUUCAUGACCUGGACAAUGGAGCAAUUAGUUCUGUACUGUUUGUGUGCUGUUGUUUCUUAGGUGUUGGUUUUAGCAAUUCUGCUUUCCACCCUAGGGCACCUAGUUCAAUGCUCUCCACAUAGGUUCUCUUGCAUGGAUAGAAGAGUUUUUACUUUUGGAUUGCCGAAGAAGUUUAACUUCCAAGAGAAUGAUGUUUUAAAUAAAUCUAAUUACUUGUUAUAAACCCAGUUUUUAAUAAUUCUUUUUAAAGUAUUAGAGUAAGUAGAUUGGAAAUGAUUGGUUUUCCUUAAAGUGAGGUCCAACGGAAGCUUUCUUCAAAAUUUGUUUUAGAUUCUGUGGUCUGCCACCACUCAUGAUAGAAACUAGUAGCUUCUUUCAUGUCCAAAGUCUUCGGUGUUGAGUUAAGUCAUAAUGAAUAGUGAAACUUAGUAAAAUGAGGCAAAGUUUGUAAGAUUACACUGGCCUCUAGGACAGUUGUGUACUAAUUAGAAACUUGGCAGGUUUUGAGUCCAGAGAAGUGAAGGUUUUAUUGUGUUUUACUGGUAGGGAUCUUUGUCCAAAGCACCCAAGGUAGCUGGUAAACGGCUGUUCUCUCCUGUCUGUGCAAGCCAAGUGAUGGUUCUGGCCCCUCUGGAUGCUUGAGUUGGGGGGAAAGAAUUGUGCCAGGGCCACAUAGGCUCCAAGUCAUGAGCUUUCUCUGGUUCGGAGGUGCGAGGGGCAUGAGAGGUCCUGGAAUUUCUUUGGCCUGUGCCCUUUUUGUGACUGUUGGGGCAUAAAAGUAACCGCAGUUUUCAUCAGUAUAGAGACAAGGCAUUAGCUUGUGUCUGGAGUAAUACUAUAAUAUCAUAUGUCAGAAGUUUCAUUUAUUAAAAAAUAAUUUACCAUCUUUAAGUUCUGUCUCCGAUUUCUCUUAAGAAGUUAAGGAGGGUGGUUUAUACUCUGGCCUAAAGAAGGCUUCACUGUUAGCAGUUGUGAGGUCGCAGUGAGGUAGUUUAACUGCUUUAGAACUUUGUGCUUGGAACAUUCUUAGCCACCAAAGCAUGGGAACCGACAGUGAGGAGCAUGGGUUCUUUAAUAUCUGUCACAUCAGAGAAUGACUGUUCCAGGACAGUAACCAUCUCCUAAUGGUUUCUGUAGCUGGGUCAGGCACCGGAAGAGGCUCCCCAGCUGUAACUCUAGUACAGUUACCUUCAGGCCAAACUGUACAUGUCCAGGGAGUAUUUCAGACACCACAGCCAUCGGUUAUUCAGUCACCACAAUUACAGACUGUUCAGGUAGCAACAAUUGCAGAGACAGAUGAGUCUGCAGAAUCAGAAAGUGUAAUUGAUUUUCAUAAACGCAGAGAAAUCCUUUCACGAAGACCCUCUUACAGAAAAAUACUGAAUGAACUUUCCUCUGAUGUGCCUGGUGUUCCCAAGAUUGAAGAAGAAAAAUCCGAGGAAGAAGGGACGUCACCUAAUAUCGCUGCAAUGGCAGUGCCGACUAGCAUAUAUCAGACUAGCACGGGGCAAUACAUUGCUAUAGCCCAAGGUGAAGCAAUCCAGAUUUCUAACCCAGGAUCUGAUGGUGUUCAGGGACUGCAGGCAUUAACAAUGACAAAUUCAGGAGCUCCUCCGCCAGGUGCUACAAUUGUACAGUACGCAACACAGUCAGCAGAUGGCACACAGCAGUUCUUUGUCCCAGGCAGCCAGGUGGUGGUUCAAGAUGAGGAAACUGAACUUGCCCCAAGUCACAUAUCUGCCACCACUGGUGACAUGCCGACUUACCAGAUCCGAGCUCCAACUACUGCUUUGCCACAGGGAGUAGUGAUGGCUGCCUCGCCGGGAAGCCUGCACAGUCCCCAGCAACUAGCAGAGGAAGCAACACGCAAACGAGAGCUGAGGCUAAUGAAAAAUAGGGAAGCUGCUAAAGAAUGUCGACGUCGAAAGAAAGAAUAUGUCAAAUGUCUGGAGAGUCGAGUUGCAGUGCUGGAAGUUCAGAACAAGAAGCUCAUAGAGGAACUGGAAACCUUGAAAGACAUUUACUCUCCUAAAACAGAUUAGUAGAAAUAUUAAACUAUGAACUGAUUGCAAUAUGUACAGUUGCUUUUGAAGGCAAUACAAUAUAAAGCCAGCAAGAAUUAUGGCUUUUUUUUUCCCUUUAUCAUUCAUCGUAUUUUCUAAUCUCUAACAUUCCCAAACUGCUUCACUGUACGUAGUUAACUCUUAGCUGUAACUUCAAUUUUUUAAAAGAGGCAAACUGUAAAAAAAAAAAAAAAUUCUUAAAAUGCAACAUUUGUAAGGCUUGUUCCAGUGCCACAUAUUUGCAGUUCCCGAUCUCUGUGUCAUGAACAGUGUCCUAUGCAAUAAAAAUUUUUUGCAGGUCUUUAAAAAUCAUUUUAGGAAAGGAUGAUCAAAGAUAAUGCAUCCAGCAGUACAAUAAAAGUAAACCACAAAAAAUACCUCAGGAAAGAACUGAAAGAAAGAAAGAAUUGAAAGAAUCUAAUGACAUGCCUAUGUGAAAAUAAUAGCCUAUAAAUGAAUUUAUGGCAUUUGCAGAUUUUUAUAUUGGUUGCUUUGUAAAGAAAAUAUUGUAUUGCUGUCCUUGAAUGCCAUAGUUGAAGAGAGUUUUUAAUAGAACCAUGUUGGUUACACUUUGUAGUGUUUGGUGCUCAUUUAACUAUCUGAACAUAUACUACAGUUUUUACUCUUGUGUAACAUAAAAGAUCUUGCAGAAGUUUUUAGUGUCGGUUUGCUAUUACAUGAUGAACAUUAACGCAAAUUUUAAUAUCUGUCCUGAUUUAAAGGUUUAAGUUAGAAUUGUAUUUGCAUACCGUCAAGGGGGUCCACUGCCGAUUUCCACAGUGGGUCGUGAUCUCCGCAGUGUUCUUUCUGCCAUCUCAUCAGAAGCUCGGCCCCAGGGCUUUUACACAGAAGAGCAGCUAUGAGAGGUUCAGCUGGUAUGAUGGAGUAGGCCUUUCUGCAGAUGGUCUGGAAAUCUCCUGCUGGUGGCCCUCUAUUUUGAGUUUUGGCUAACAACCAUAGGAGUUUUGUUUUUUGUGUUUUAUAAAUUUAUUUAUUUAUU
Messenger RNA from Orcinus orca (killer whale), 4158 nucleotides. RefSeq names its product cAMP responsive element modulator (gene CREM). Gene Ontology annotation, biological process: regulation of transcription by RNA polymerase II. The record is from RefSeq and is a predicted model, not a curated record. The coding region runs from base 2220 to 3137 and encodes 305 amino acids. Gene Ontology annotation, molecular function: RNA polymerase II cis-regulatory region sequence-specific DNA binding; protein binding; DNA-binding transcription factor activity, RNA polymerase II-specific. Gene Ontology annotation, cellular component: ATF4-CREB1 transcription factor complex; nucleus. NCBI's taxonomy places the organism in Eukaryota, Metazoa, Chordata, Mammalia, Artiodactyla, Delphinidae. The transcript is spliced from 8 exons.